UUCCGGUGCGGCGGCGACAGCGCGCCCCCGGCGGCUGCAGCGGCGGGAGCGAGGCGACCGCUGAGGCCGCAGCGAGUGACGGCGGCCAGGCAGACGGGAGCCGGGGCGGGGCGGCGGCGUCCCAGCGAAGGAGCGCGCGGGCGGCCUGGCCCCGCCCCCGCCCCGCCCGUCUGCCCGGUGACCUUCAGGGGCCCGGGCGGCGGGCGCAGGCCCCAGCGGCGGCGGCGGCGGCGGGAUGUUUGUGCAGGAGGAGAAGAUCUUCGCGGGCAAGGUGCUGCGGCUGCACAUCUGCGCGUCCGACGGCGCCGAGUGGCUGGAGGAGGCCACCGAGGACACCUCGGUGGAGAAGCUCAAGGAGCGCUGCCUCAAGCACUGUGCUCAUGGGAGCUUAGAAGAUCCCAAAAGUAUAACCCAUCAUAAAUUAAUCCACGCUGCCUCAGAGAGGGUGCUGAGUGAUGCCAGGACCAUCCUGGAAGAGAACAUCCAGGACCAAGACGUCCUAUUAUUGAUAAAAAAGCGUGCUCCAUCACCACUUCCCAAGAUGGCUGAGGUCUCAGCAGAAGAAAAGAAAAAACAAGACCAGAAAGCUCCAGAUAAAGAGGCCAUACUCCGGGCCACCGCCAACCUGCCCUCCUACAACAUGGACCGGGCCGCGGUCCAGACCAACAUGAGAGAUUUCCAGACAGAACUCCGGAAGAUCCUGGUGUCUCUCAUCGAGGUGGCGCAGAAGCUGUUAGCACUGAACCCAGAUGCGGUGGAACUGUUUAAGAAGGCGAAUGCGAUGCUGGACGAGGACGAGGAUGAGCGCGUGGACGAGGCCGCCCUGCGGCAGCUCACGGAGAUGGGCUUUCCGGAGAACAGAGCCACCAAGGCCCUUCAGCUGAACCAGUGCGUGGGGGCCGCCUCCUUCCCUUGCCGGAGACACGUGGGGCCUGGUCUUGAGGGGCUCCCACCCAUGUCGGUACCUCAGGCCAUGGAGUGGCUAAUUGAACACGCAGAAGAUCCGACCAUAGACACGCCUCUUCCGGGCCAGGCUCCCCCAGGGGCUGAGGGGGCCACCGCAGCCGCCCCUGAGGCUGCCGCAGGAGCCAGCACCACCGACGAGGAGGCCAGAGAUGAGCUCACGGAAAUCUUCAAGAAGAUCCGGAGGAAAAGGGAGUUUCGGGCUGAUUCUCGGGCCGUCAUUUCCCUGAUGGAGAUGGGAUUCGACGAGAAGGAGGUGAUAGACGCCCUCAGAGUGAACAACAACCAACAGAAUGCCGCGUGCGAGUGGCUGCUGGGGGACCGGAAGCCCUCUCCGGAGGAACUGGACAAGGGCAUCGACCCCGACAGUCCUCUCUUUCAGGCCAUCCUGGAUAACCCAGUGGUGCAGCUGGGCCUCACCAACCCAAAAACAUUGCUAGCAUUUGAAGACAUGCUAGAGAACCCGCUGAACAGCACCCAGUGGAUGAAUGAUCCAGAAACGGGUCCCGUCAUGCUGCAGAUCUCUAGAAUCUUCCAGACACUAAAUCGCACGUAGGUGGCGCCGUCCCACUUGGCUGUCCGGCCACAGCAGCCCCCUGGCGCGGCCGGAGACUGGGCAGAGCGGACCUCACCUGAAACUCACCUUUGGCAUCUCGGCCCUGGACUGUUAGAGGCGCCGCGGCUGCUCCCGCUCUCUGAUCUUAUUGCUUAUAAACUUCGGUGACGGUCGUGUGUAAAGCCGUAAUUUUAGCAUCUGCCAGGUGUUUACAAAAAAGUGGUUGUCGUGCUGGGAAGUGGAGUGAUGGCCUCCUCUCCAGUGCUCCUCUGGGCUCUUGAGUUGCUGCUUGAAUUGCCCCGUAGACGUUUGCUCGGAGAGUCCACGUGUUAUUUGACGGAGGUAGGUUUCAACCCAGAGUGUUAACGUCAAGCAUGCUACUUUAGUCACUCACAGAUGACUUUUCUUUAAUAAAAUCCCUUUUCCUAUUUCC
Messenger RNA from Cercocebus atys (sooty mangabey), 1952 nucleotides. RefSeq names its product UBA domain containing 1 (gene UBAC1). The transcript is spliced from 10 exons. Gene Ontology annotation, molecular function: protein binding. NCBI's taxonomy places the organism in Eukaryota, Metazoa, Chordata, Mammalia, Primates, Cercopithecidae. The coding region runs from base 236 to 1519 and encodes 427 amino acids. The record is from RefSeq and is a predicted model, not a curated record.